Molecule: messenger RNA, 680 nt
Organism: Paralichthys olivaceus (Japanese flounder)
Lineage: Eukaryota; Metazoa; Chordata; Actinopteri; Pleuronectiformes; Paralichthyidae
Source: RefSeq, a predicted model, not a curated record
AUUUCUCCGGGCAGCAAGGCGGCACAGGGAAACCUGAUCCAGGGUGACGUUAUUGUCGCCAUAGAUGGCGUCGGCACCGACGGGAUGACUCACCUAGAGGCCCAGAACAAGAUCAAGAUGGCCAAUUACAACCUGGCACUCACCAUGUCCAAGUCCAAGCGUCCCGCUGUGAUGCCGGUACCGAGAAUGGAUGCCACGAUUCCCAUGAUCCCUCACCAACAGCCUCAGUCAGUGCACGUCAAUGGCCGCCUGUCGGCCUGCAGUGCCUCCUCCGGGCCUGCAGAGGCAGACUCUCCUGGGAGGAGAGCGGCCAGCCCUGCUCAGAGGAAGCAGUAUAACUCCCCCAUCGGCCUGUACUCAGAGGAGACUCUGAGGGAGAUGGCGGCGAUUCAGGAGGGUCGGCCGACGGGGUACGUAGAGAAGAGGAGGCCCGAGGAGACGCCUGGUGUUUUCUCCCCAGCUCCUCCCAACAGUGCCGGCUUCAACCCCACCGCGCUCUCUACCCAUAACCCCAUCGAGGUGAAGGGCCCCGGCGGUAAGGCCACCAUCAUCCACGCCCAGUACAACACGCCCAUCAGCCUGUACUCGCAGGACGCCAUCAUGGACACCAUCGCAGGGCAGACGCAGAACAAGGGGCACGACGUUGGGUAAGAGCGUCACCACCUCUUCCCCCUCCUCCU